Messenger RNA from Drosophila mojavensis, 1164 nucleotides. RefSeq lists its product as uncharacterized. The transcript has 2 exons. Bases 218 to 1108 code for a protein of 296 amino acids. The record is from RefSeq and is a predicted model, not a curated record. Lineage: Eukaryota; Metazoa; Arthropoda; Insecta; Diptera; Drosophilidae.
UUUAAAAAGCGAAGGCGACGGCGAAGGCGAUUUGACGGACAACUAAGACCCAAAAAAGUAGAUGAAGACGAAGUCUAACAAAAACAAUGAACAUGCAACGUAAAAGGGGGAAGAAAAAACUAAAAAAAAAAUUGAAAAAUGUAAAAAAAAAUAGCUGAACUUCACUUAUUAAGCUGUCGAAAGCGAAGAGCGUAUAGCGUAUAAAAGUCAGCUGAAGAUGGCAAGAGUCAUACAGUUCACAGCGAAUAGCCAAGUAAACCACCAACCAAUCAACCACCAGACAGCUCAACCAAGUACAGAAAUGCGUGGACUCAUUGUCUUGUGUCUCUCUGCCGUGGCGUUGGCCGCACCACAAGGCUACAACUAUAAUCCUGGCCCCUCAGCUGUGGCAGGCCUGAGUAGCAUCAGUGGCAGUGGCGCCAGCUUCUUCCAGGCAGCUCAGCAGCAGCAGGUCCAUUUUCAACAGCCCCAGCAGCAGACGUUCUUCCAGCAACAGUCCGGAGUAAAUCAGCAGUAUCAUGCAGAGCAACAUCAACAGCAGCAGCAGCAGCCGAUUGUGUCCAAGCGCUUCUUCAUUCACUCGGCGCCCGAGGAUAUUGAAGAGGAGUAUAAGGAGCGUCACAUUACAGUGGGCGUGCCCAAGCGCAACUAUAAUGUGGUCUUCAUCAAGUCUCCACAGCGCUCCAACAAGAAGACCUCCAUCAAGAUCAGCCCCGCCGUCAACGAGGACAAGACUGUCAUCUAUGUGCUGAGCAAGAAGACCGACAGCUCCGACAUCCACGCCGAGGUCGUCGAGCAGCCUAGCUCCACCAGCAAGCCGGAGGUCUUCUUCAUCAAGUACAAGACCAACGAGGAGGCGGCACAUGCCCAGCAACAGAUCCAGGCCCAAUAUGAUUCCCUUGGUGGAACUAGCCAACUGACCGAUGAGGGUGUCGCCCCCGUCACCUCUGUCAUCGGCGCCCUCGGUGGACAAACUGGUGGUGAUGCCGGCGCCACAGCUGUUGGCAGCACGGGCAUUGGUGCCUCUGCCGGUCAGGUCAUCUCCCAUCAGGCUGUCACCAGUGGACAUGGCCACACAAGCAAUGCAUAUCUGCCGCCCAGUUUCUAAGUAGUUGAGCUCAACCCUUACUUGUAUCCCCUCAAACUGGUUGUUAAUAAAUUUGA